CAUCCGCAUAAAUCCCAGUCGAAUUCAACGAGAGAGAGCAGCCACUCCAAUUCCACUCGAAGCAAGCAUGGCCAUGGCGGCCGUGGGCAUCGGCGGCGGCGCACUGGCCUUCCUCCUGCCGCAGCGCAGCCGCGGCACCGUCUCCUGGAGCGUGGGAGGCUCCCGGCGGCCGGCGGCGGCGGUGCGCGCGUCGUACGAGGCCGGGGUCGGCGUGAUGGCGACCAAGGUGGGGAUGAUGACCUACUUCGACCCGGAAACCGGCAAGCCGGUGCCGGUGACCGUCGUGGGGUUUCGGGAGGGCGGGAACGUGGUGACUCAGGUGAAGACGACCGCCACCGACGGGUACGACGCCGUGCAGGUCGGGUACCACGGCGUGCGCGAGGACAAGCUCACCCGCCCGGAGCUGGGGCACCUGGGCAAGGCCGGCGCGCCGCCGCUGCGGCACCUGCAGGAGUUCAGGCUCCCCGCUGUUGACGCGUUCGAGCCCGGCCAGCCGCUCGACUUCUCCGAACUCUUCAAGGAGGGCGACAUCGUCGACGUCUCCGGCAACUCCAUCGGCAAGGGGUUCCAAGGUGGCAUCAAGAGGCACAACUUCAAGCGUGGGCUGAUGACUCACGGUUCCAAGAGUCACAGGCAGCUGGGUUCCAUCGGCGCUGGUACUACGCCAGGGCGGGUGUACAAGGGGAAGAAGAUGCCCGGGAGGAUGGGAGGAACCAAGACCAAGAUCAGGAAGCUCAAGAUUGUCAAGAUCGACAACGACCUCCGGGUCCUCAUGAUCAAGGGCGCCGUGCCCGGGAAGCCCGGGAACCUCCUCCGCAUCGCGCCCGCCAAGAUCGUUGGCAAGAACAUCCCCAAGAACUAGAUUUUUGCUGAAUUCGAGUGUUUCAUACCUUGUUGCGAACUGGAUGUGUUACUUUGCCAGUUGCCAGUUUUUGUAUACCUGCAACUUCAGAUUGGUAAAGCUAAUCUUCAGAUAUGAGUGUUAUCAUC
Phragmites australis (common reed) is the source of this 990-nucleotide messenger RNA. RefSeq names its product large ribosomal subunit protein uL3c. The transcript is spliced from 2 exons. Gene Ontology annotation, molecular function: structural constituent of ribosome. Gene Ontology annotation, cellular component: chloroplast envelope; ribosome. Bases 68 to 862 code for a protein of 264 amino acids. NCBI's taxonomy places the organism in Eukaryota, Viridiplantae, Streptophyta, Magnoliopsida, Poales, Poaceae. The record is from RefSeq and is a predicted model, not a curated record. Gene Ontology annotation, biological process: translation.